AUGAAGCUCUUGCGGCAGGUACCUGGGCACCACACCUGGAGCGCGUCCCUGUUCGCCUGCCUGACCGUCCACGCCUGGACGCUCUGCGCCGCCGCCGCCGCCUCGCCCGCCGCCCCGAGCUGCCCCGCCGCCUGCUCCUGCAGUAACCAGCUGGGCAAGGUGGUCUGCACGCGCCGCGGGCUGGCCCAGGUGCCCCCGGGCAUCCCCUCCAACACCCGGUACCUCAACCUGAUGGAGAACAACAUCCAGCUGAUCCAGGCGGACACCUUCCGCCACCUGCACCACCUGGAGGUCCUGCAGCUGGGCAGGAACGCCAUCCGGCAGAUCGAGGUGGGCGCCUUCAACGGGCUGGCCAGCCUCAACACCCUGGAGCUCUUCGACAACUGGCUGACCGUCAUCCCCAGCGGGGCCUUCGAGUACCUCUCCAAGCUGCGGGAGCUGUGGCUGAGGAACAACCCCAUCGAGAGCAUCCCCUCGUACGCCUUCAACCGGGUGCCCUCCCUCAUGCGCCUGGACCUGGGCGAGCUGAAGAAGCUGGAGUACAUCUCCGAGGGGGCUUUCGAGGGCCUGUACAACCUCAAGUACCUCAACCUGGGGAUGUGCAACAUCAAGGACAUGCCCAACCUCACGCCCCUGGUGGGGCUGGAGGAGCUGGAGAUGUCGGGGAACAACUUCCCCGAGAUCAAGCCGGGCUCCUUCCACGGGCUCAAGUCGCUCAAAAAGCUCUGGAUUAUGAACUCGCAGAUCAGCCUGAUCGAGCGCAAUGCCUUCGAUGACCUCACGGCGCUGGUGGAGCUCAACCUGGCGCACAACAACCUCUCCUCCCUGCCCCACGACCUCUUCGCCCCGCUGCGCUACCUGGUGGAGCUGCACCUGCACCACAACCCCUGGGACUGCGACUGCGACAUCCUCUGGCUGUCCUGGUGGCUGCGCGAGUACAUCCCCACCAACUCCACCUGCUGCGGGCGCUGCCACGCGCCCCUGCACAUGCGGGGCAGGUUCCUGGUGGAGGUGGACCAGACCUCCUUCCAGUGCUCGGCGCCCUUCAUCAUGGACGCCCCGAUGGACCUCAACAUCUCCGAGGGGCGGGUGGCCGAGCUCAAGUGCCGGACUCCUUCCAUGUCCUCCGUUCGGUGGUUGCUGCCGAACGGGACGGUGCUGAGCCACGCGUCCAGCCACCCGCGCAUCUCCGUCCUCAACGACGGCACCCUCAACUUCUCCCACGUGCUGCUGACGGACACCGGCCUCUACACGUGCAUGGUGACCAACGUGGCGGGGAACUCCAACGCCUCGGCCUACCUCAAUGUGAGCACGGCCGAGCUCAACACCUCCAACUACAGCUUCUUCACCACCGUCACGGUGGAGACCACGGAGAUCUCCCCCGAGGACGUCUCCCCCAAGUUCACCAAGCCCGUGCCCACCACCUCCACGGGCUACCAGCCGGCCUACACCACCACCACCACCGUCCUGGUGCAGACCACGCGGACGCCCAAGCAGGUGGCCGUGCCCACCGCCGACGCCGGCGACAAGAUGCAGACCAGCCUGGACGAGGUGAUGAAGACCACCAAGAUCAUCAUCGGCUGCUUCGUGGCGGUGACGCUCCUGGCCGCGGCCAUGCUCAUCGUCUUCUACAAGCUCCGCAAGCGGCACCAGCAGCGCAGCACCGUGACGGCCGCCCGGACGGUGGAGAUCAUCCAGGUGGACGAGGACAUCCCGGCGGCGGCGGCGGCGCCCGCCGGCGUCUCAGGUGAGGGGGCGGUCGUGCUGCCCGCCGUUCAUGACCACAUUAACUACAACACCUACAAAGCCGCGCACGGGGCCCACUGGACAGAGAACAGCCUGGGGAACUCGCUGCACCCCCCCGUAACCACCCUCUCUGAACCCUAUAUCAUUCAGACCCACACCAAGGAGAAAGUGCAGGAAACUCAGAUAUGACUUCUAUUUUUUUUCUUCUUUUUUUUUUUUCAUU
This is a messenger RNA of Cygnus atratus (black swan), 1969 nucleotides long. It is a transcript of the gene LRRC4, whose product is annotated as leucine rich repeat containing 4. Gene Ontology annotation, cellular component: glutamatergic synapse; plasma membrane; postsynaptic density membrane. The record is from RefSeq and is a predicted model, not a curated record. NCBI's taxonomy places the organism in Eukaryota, Metazoa, Chordata, Aves, Anseriformes, Anatidae. Gene Ontology annotation, biological process: synaptic membrane adhesion; postsynaptic density protein 95 clustering; modulation of chemical synaptic transmission. Gene Ontology annotation, molecular function: protein binding.